UGUAAAAUACUUGAGCAAACUACUUGCACAUUGUUUGAAAACGCACACUCUCACUAAAUACAGAUUAUUUAAGUUGUUUAAAUAUAGCUAAACUUUGGAGUCAUCCAUCCAUUCUUCACAUUUUUUUUUUUCUAUGGUUAGUUAUUUAAUUUAAUAUGCCUAUAAUUGUCAUGUCGUGUUUCUGUUUCCCCUGUGACCUAGUUUUCUGUCUGUCAGUUAAUUAUGUAAUUAGUUUCCACCUGUGUCUAUCGUCACCCUCAUUAGUUCCUUUGUUUGAGUUGUGUAUAUAUAUCCUGUGUCUUCUUCCACUCCUUGUCCGUUCUCGUUUAUAUAAGAUGUGUCUCCUGUGUAUCUGUGAUUAAACUCUACUCCUUACCCUUUUCCGUCGUCAUUGUGCCUUUGAUCCACACACCUGUAACAAUAAUAUCAUUUAAACAUUAUUCAAGAGAAAGAUUGUAUGUUGUUUUCAUGUUGAUGUGUCAGCACUGAUGUAACCAUGGUCUACACAAACCAACUCUCUUCUAUAUCCUCUACUUACUUUGUCUAAACACAGGUUCCCUCGGCCAGUUAGAUGGUAAGUUGUCAUAUCUUGUUUCACACAGAAUGUUUCUUCUAUGUCAGUGAGGAAUGUUAACAAGGAAACCUCAUAUCUUCUUUCUCUCAUCUUCAGUUUGUGGUCGAGCCCCUCUCAGCGACAGGAUUGUUGGAGGAGAGAAUGUGACAGCAGGGUCUUGGCCGUGGCAAGUCAGCAUUCAUGUCAUCGGCUUUGGCCAUAACUGUGGCGGGACUCUGAUCACCAAAGACUGGGUUUUAUCUGCAGCUCACUGCUUUGAGAACAUUGAUGUGUCUAAGGUUGUGAUGUACUUCGGGCGUCUGAGACAAUUCGGCUCAAACCCUAACGAGACAUCCAGGACAGCGAGUCGAAUCAUUAGUCAUCCUAACUAUAACAGUAAGACUAUUGACAACGACAUAGCACUGGUCCAGCUCAACUCUUCUGUGAAUUUCACUGAUUACAUUAAGCCGGUCUGUCUGGCGGCGGCUGGUAGUGUAUUUGAUGCAGGUACAGAGAGCUGGGCCACUGGAUGGGGCAAGCUACAACCUGAAGACACCCAGCUUGCUAAUACACUGCAGCAGGUGAUGAUGCCAAUUGUGAGCAACAGUGACUGUAAUAGGGCUUAUUUCAGGGUCAACAGAAUCACAAGCAAUAUGAUUUGUGCUGGAUUUUUAAAUCGGGAAGAGAAAAGUAUAUGUCCGAAACCAUCUUUAUGA
Molecule: messenger RNA, 1269 nt
Organism: Megalobrama amblycephala (Wuchang bream)
Lineage: Eukaryota; Metazoa; Chordata; Actinopteri; Cypriniformes; Xenocyprididae
Product: transmembrane protease serine 2-like
Exons: 4
Coding region: 628-1269 (213 amino acids)
Biological process (GO): proteolysis
Molecular function (GO): serine-type endopeptidase activity
Source: RefSeq, a predicted model, not a curated record